UGUCGGCGCGCAAGAACCUGGCCCCGGAAUCGGCCGAAGCCCUGCCGCGAAUGUAGUACAGCGAAACAUAAGUGCAGCUUGCAGGCUCGUUGUACACGUUGCACGAAGAAAGGACUAGACUGCGUUUACCCGGGGAAUAAGAGUCAUGGGUCCGAGGACAGCACAGAAAUUGUCGAGCAACAUGGCUUGGUCCCGACUCUUUCCACCUUUGACCUAACUAAUCCUAAUCCUCCCUUCACAUCGGAGGCCUCUAUGUUUGAUGAACAACUUCAAUGGGACUCACUAUCACUGUCCCAAACCUUUGAGCUGACGAAUGAGCUCACUCUUGGAGAUUUCCCUCUGAUAGGGCAAGGAUCUGCUCAUAGACCGGAGCAACGAAUCAAUGGUGUCACCGGUCUAACCACGACGCCCGAAACCUGCCGGCAGAUAAUGUCACACUGUAUUAACCAUGAAGAGAUGGUGAUACCUGAUGCAUCUUGGAUCAUCUUUCCACUUCAGUUCAUCGGCUGCGUGAAUCAGGUCGCGCAGAGCAGCCCAGACAUGAUCAAAUAG
Colletotrichum orchidophilum is the source of this 552-nucleotide messenger RNA. RefSeq lists its product as uncharacterized. Gene Ontology annotation, biological process: regulation of DNA-templated transcription. NCBI's taxonomy places the organism in Eukaryota, Fungi, Ascomycota, Sordariomycetes, Glomerellales, Glomerellaceae. The record is from RefSeq and is a predicted model, not a curated record. The annotation marks the transcript as partial. The transcript has a single exon. Gene Ontology annotation, molecular function: DNA-binding transcription factor activity, RNA polymerase II-specific; zinc ion binding.